GCAGCUUUGAGCGCAGCAGAUGCUUCAUCACACCAGCCACUGGAUGCCUUUCCAAGCAGGAGAAAGCUGAUCUCCGGCCUGUAGCUGAGGGUGAACCUCUGAGAAGCGGAUGAAGAAACAAAUCUUACUACGUUUCACAUACAGAGGACUAGUCAGCAAAGGAAAAAAGAGCAAAAGAAGAAAAUGGCCAAUUUUAUAUUACGGAAAGCCGAGCCCAAGGACGUGUCUGACAUACUGCGACUCAUAAAGGAACUGGCAAAAUUUGAGGAAAUGGAAGAUCAAGUUAUUCUUACUGAGAAAGAUCUGCUGGAGGACGGGUUUGGAGAUCAUCCGUUCUAUCACUGUAUCGUGGCUGAAGUGUCCAAACAGCACCAGAGCGCCGACGGUCAUGUGAUCGUUGGCUUUGCCAUGUAUUAUUUCACCUAUGACCCCUGGAUUGGGAAACUGCUCUACUUGGAGGACUUCUACGUCAUGAAGGAGUUUCGGGGUUUUGGAAUUGGGUCUGAAAUCCUGAAGAAACUGAGUCAGACGGCGGUCAGGACUCGGUGCAGCAGCAUGCACUUCAUCGUGGCGGAGUGGAACAAACCCUCCAUCGACUUCUACAAGCGGCGCGGAGCGUCUGAUCUCUCGCUGGAGGAAGGGUGGAGGCUCUUCAAGAUCGACAAGCAGAACCUGCUCAAGAUGACCGAUGAGGAGUGAACCGGACGUCAGGAGGAAACCCACUGCAGAAAAUCAUUCAAUCUAUGAUCGACCCUCUAGUGCUGGUGUCCACUGAAGUGGACAGAUCUUCAACAACAACAAAAAAAGUCAUUUUGAAUCCUUCAAGGUGUGAUGUUACAUCCAAAACCUUUAAUUCUUACCCAUAAUUCGACAGCCCCCUUUAUAUGUCAUUGAUAGUCCACUACUAUCUUCAGAUGUGUAAUUUCCUUAAAAUAUGUAGUUUUGAAAGAUUAUAUUCUUGUUUUGAAGUACAAAUAUACAUUAAGAUAUCCUUUGUGGUUUAAUAAUUCAUGCAUCAGAGACUUUCUGCUUAUAACGCAAUGUACUGAUCUUUAUAUAGACGUGGCAUAUUUACUUCUCUGUAUACUUAAAAUUAUACUAUUCAAAUAAAAUGUUUAAAUUGAACAUA
Messenger RNA from Onychostoma macrolepis, 1129 nucleotides. RefSeq names its product diamine acetyltransferase 1-like. The record is from RefSeq and is a predicted model, not a curated record. Bases 184 to 699 code for a protein of 171 amino acids. NCBI's taxonomy places the organism in Eukaryota, Metazoa, Chordata, Actinopteri, Cypriniformes, Cyprinidae. Gene Ontology annotation, molecular function: N-acetyltransferase activity. The transcript has 6 exons.